This is a messenger RNA of Musca domestica (house fly), 3707 nucleotides long. RefSeq names its product glutactin. NCBI's taxonomy places the organism in Eukaryota, Metazoa, Arthropoda, Insecta, Diptera, Muscidae. The transcript is spliced from 6 exons. The record is from RefSeq and is a predicted model, not a curated record. The coding region runs from base 274 to 3426 and encodes 1050 amino acids.
CAUGACUUCAGUCAUAUCAAUUCUUAAACAGCACAAAGGCGAUAACCUUAGAAGGGCUGCAGUGGCAGUGGCAGCAGCAGCUAUUGCUGCUUUCCCAUUCGUAAAACAAAUGAUAAGUAGAAACUGAAGCACUGCGGCUGGACGUCGAUUGCAACCCAGAAUCGAUGAUGAACAACGACGACAACGGCAGAACUGUAGUGAAGAUUAGCUUUGCUAAUCAGCUCUACAGUGAGCUGGGAUUUAGUUUCAUUUGUUUCGUCGUUUGAAAGCAACAUGAAUCGGAAAAGUGGAAAAUUUAAGCUGUUGCUGCUGCAAUGUCUAUUUAUUGGCAGUUUCCUUUGGCACCAAUGUGGCGCCCAACAUCACUAUGGCGGGAAUGAUGAUUUUUCCGACUACGAAGAAGAGGAUAGAUACGAUUAUCAUCAUCCUUUGGAUCCGCGAGCUAAUUAUGGUUAUCGCUCCCCUGGUUCCCAUGCAGAUCGUUAUGCAGACGACUAUUCGCAGGGCGAGAGAGAUCCUUAUGAUACCAGAGAGGAAUAUCCAGAACCACGCAUAAUAUCACCACCACUUCCUGAUCUUCACGAUAGUGAUAAUCGCCACAAAGAAGAGAAUCCUGAACCACAUAUUAUCACUCCACAUGUUUCGAACACUGAGCACAGAAAUAUGUACGAGCGAGAACCAGAGAAUCCAGCACCAAGACCAAUAACUCCCCAUGUUUCAUUUCCUGACCACAGAAACAUGCCGUCAAGAGAAGAAUAUUUGGAUCCCAGGCACUCGAUUUCACAGGAAGAAGAUCCUCAGCCACGGCUCAUUACUCCACAUGUUUCGGAUUACCAUGAUAGAAACAUGAACGCGAGAGACGAACAUCCUCAACCACACCACAUAACUCCCCAUGUUUCCGGCAGCCAAGAAGAUAACAUGCGCUCGAGUGACGAAUAUCCCUAUCCUCAACAUGUUUCCCGAACCGAUGAUGGAAAUAUGCAUUCGAGACCCGAAUAUCCUGAAAAUCCAUCACAACCCUAUUCACCUCAUGUUUCCUCGUCAUUUGAAGAAAAUAUGCAGGCGAAACAGGAAGAUAACUAUGAGCCGAGUGAACGCGAGGAACGUCCUGUGGAUCCUAGGAUUAUAACCCCACCAUCACUUCCCUCACAACCCAGACCACAGGAAAAUAACUAUGUGCCAAGAGAACGCGAGGAACGUCCUGUGGAUCCCAGAACUUUUGCCCCAUCACCUCCACAACCCAGACAACAGGAAAAUAACUACGAUCCGAGAGAACGCGAAGAACGUCCGGUGGAUCCUAGAAUUAUAACUCCAUAUCCCAGACCACAGGAAAAUAACUACGAUCAGAGAGAACACGAAGAACGUCCUGUGGAUCCUAGAACUAUAAUCCCACCACCACAGCCUCCACAACUCAGACCAUAUGAACAUCCACAAUAUCCAUUCUACCAACAGGCCCGACCAUUGCCAUCAACUGGCCAGAGAUCCCAUAAUCCACCACCUACUAAUGCGGAGCCAUCGUAUGCCUCCACUCGUGAUCGUGUUCCCUAUCAGAGCAGUAGUAACAGGGAUGCCCACAUUGUAAACGUGCCACGGUUGGGUGCUGUCCAGGGUAUUCGUGAUUUCAAAACUAUUAAAAAUAGACCCAUCAAUGCCUAUUUAGGUUUAAAAUAUGCCACUGUGAGACCUGGCAUUGGUCGAUUCCAGGAAGCCAGCCCUGUAGAACUGAAUCCUUAUGCCAGCAUUGAUGCCACCCAGGAGCCCGCAAACUGUCCACAGUUUCCUGAUCUACCCGUUAUCACUGAGAAGGAGGAGCGAGGCGAAAACAUUGAUGAUUGCCUUACCUUAAAUAUUUACACGCCAGCUAAAUCUGGUUCCUAUCCUGUGCUGGUAUUUGUUCACGGUGAAAUGUUGUUCGAUGGCAGUGCGGAAGAGGGACAACCCGACUACUUUUUGGAACAUGAUGUGGUGUUGGUGAAUAUCAAUUAUCGUCUGGCUCCAUUCGGCUAUUUGUCCACACUAACCGAGGAUAUGCCCGGCAAUGUGGCAUUAUCGGAUAUCCAAAAGUCUUUGGAAUGGGUUCAACAAUAUAUACGCUACUUCAAUGGUAAUCCUGAUCAAAUUACGCUCAUGGGUCAGGCAGGUGGAGCAACUCUCAUUCAUGCUCUGAGCUUGAGCGGAAAGGCCCAAGGAUUAUUCCAUAAAUUGAUAUUGCAAUCUGGCACAGCCUUGAAUCCAUACUUCCUGGAUGAACAGCCCACCAGUACUCUGCGUAGUUUUGCCCACUUUGCACGUUGCCCACCCAGCCGUACUACUGAGGGAUAUGUUGCCUGUUUCGAGAGCAUGAAGACCACAGAUCUGUUGACCUUUUUCAAGAGAUAUUUUGAAAGCAACGAACCGCGUGGCCUGGCAUUUGCUGGUGCCUUCAAAUUGAUUGUUGGUGAUAAAUUGGGCUACUUGCCCCAACAUCCUGCCUCCAUGGUUAAAAAUAACACCUACCCAACUCUGGUGGGCGUGACCAAAGAUGCAGGUGCCUUUAUUAUGACCCGUUUCUAUGAUCAGUUGGUGGAUCUGCGUUCCCGCAAUAUUUCCGAUUACAUUAAUGUGGUACUGAAACAUACCGUCCAGCCCCGCCACUAUCAAUUGUGGAAGAAUUGGGCCCUCAUGCAUAUCUUUUCACCGGAAGAUAUACGCAAUCCCACCAUCCAGGGAUUGGUACAGAAACUAUUGGAGUUGGUCAACUUGAUCCUGUACCGUGCUCCUGUCAUAGAUAGCAUACGCUAUACCUCAAAGAAUGUCUCCACCUAUUUGUAUUGCUUUGAUUAUCGUGGUCAGUAUCAUCGUUUCGGCCACUUACGCAACCCUUUGCCUUUUGAGAUCGAUGCCACUCUGAGUGAUGACAACAUUUAUCUCUUCCCCUAUCCCGAAGAGGUUAGCCAAUUGAAUCCAUCGGACAAAUCAGUGUCGAGUUCGCUGGUACGCAUGUGGGUUAGCUUUGCGCAAUAUGGUAUGCCGGUUUAUGCCCAAUCCAUAUGGCCCAAUGUUAGUACGGAAUAUGGCCCAUUUUUGCGAUUCACCAAUACCAAAGCUGGGAACUUGGAAUUGGAUCAUCAUUUCGGCGAUGGUAUUCCAGUACCCAAUCUAUAUCCAGAAUAUUUCACCACAACGACAACUACGACCACUACAACAUCUACUACGACCACAACGACUACCACUACAACCACACCACGGCCAUACCAGCCAUACAACUAUCAACAACGUCCGCCCACCUACCCCAACUACCAGUAUCCAAAUUAUCAGCAAUAUCCAAAUCGUUACAAUUCUCGUCCAUAUAAUUAUCGUAGCUAUCAGCAGUCGCAGCUACAGCCACAGCCACAGCCUGGUGCCACCAAUCCACAUUAUUCCAAUUACCCGGCGAAUCACCAGUAACCUAAUUGCCGGAGCCUUCAUGUCGUUCAUCUAAAAAUAGUUACAUCAACCGCAUUAGUUGUUUAGCAAAAAAAAACUUGAUUUGUUGUUUUUUGUCAAAUGAAAUUUAUUAAUAAAAUACUGAGUAAUAAUAACAAAUAAAAUGAAGAAGAAUUAAAUAUGUAUGUAUUCCGCUCUUUACAUCUGUUGAGGUGAUCGCAGAAUUUCUAUUUCUUAUCAGCUUCACCUACUUAGCUGUGCGAGACUAGACCCAUACAAUAAAUGCUUCCUUAUUAACGCUA